This is a messenger RNA of Sphenostylis stenocarpa, 1230 nucleotides long. NCBI's taxonomy places the organism in Eukaryota, Viridiplantae, Streptophyta, Magnoliopsida, Fabales, Fabaceae. The record is from the annotation of a GenBank genome assembly.
AUGGUGAGAACAUCCUCCAAGAAGAUCCCAAUUGUGAUACUAAGCGAUGAAGAAGACGUUUACACUGAAGCUUCCACACCCUCAAAACAUACACCUCCUUUAGCCUCUAAGUUGCACAGAAAUGGCAAGUCCAUUGAUUCAGUUUCAGCUCAAUCCAAGAGAAGGUUGUGCAUGUGUUCAGAACCUGAUGGGGACAUGAGGUUCAUAUCAGAACCAGAUAUAGAGGACUAUGGCUAUUUUCUGAGGAAGAAGAAGCCUAAAGCAGAUAACAACACGUUACUCCACCUGUUUAGGAGCAAGAGAGGCUUGUUUGUCACGGAUGUCGCCAAAACUGAAUGGUGUGAAAGGCAAACGGAAUUUUCUCUUUUCUCUGAAGAAUGGAAGAGCAACGAAGGAAAGCGCGUGGGUUUUGGAGGAGGAAGGAGGAACAACGAAGCUAUAAAAGCUGGUAGAAAUCGACAUGUUCAACUUCAACAAGAGGUUCAAACUUUGGUGGAACUGAAGGUAAAGUCACGUGAAGAUGACAUGGCAAUGAAGCUUGUUAACUUCAUAAAUGGGGUGAAUCAAUUGGUGUUUGAUGGGUUAACACGCGAGCUUCCAAUACUGAGUUUUGCUUUUGCACAAGGCAUAUGGAUGGUGGGGCAGAUUGAUGAGGUUCAAAUGCCUAGAGCAAAGAAAGAUCAUAAUCCAAUACUAGUUGAGAUAAAGACUCGUUUCCAAGACACAGUUCCUUUAGAAGCACAGAAAAGAAACGGAAGGAUUCAAUUAAUGUGUUACAAGUAUUUGUGGAACAAUAUAGUUGCACAUGCUCAUCAUGAUUUCCCAUGUAAACAGUUGUAUGAUUAUUUUGAGUUGAAUCCUCGUCGUACUCUAAGUAAAGAUCUACAAGCAGCAUGUGAUGAGUCUGGAUUCACAGCACGGAGCCUUGGUGAUGUGGUGAGGUAUUACCAGAAUACAUGCAAGAUGCUGGCACCUGCCAGUGAUAUGUUAGUGUUGAGAUAUGAGUCUCAGAGGGACCAUUCAGUGUUGUAUGAAGAAAAGGUUGCAUAUGAUGAGGGUUGGGUAAAGAGUGAAAUAGAAAGUUGUCUUGAGUUGUGGCUUGGACGGAGAGAAGCCAGUUUUGUGGCUGAGGAUGAGCAAUGGAAGUGUGGUUACUGUGACUUUGUUUCUGAGUGUGAAGGAUACACUGAUACUGAUACUGUGAGCACACAAUCUCUUGCAAGUGAGUAG